Messenger RNA from Cydia amplana, 1046 nucleotides. Its product is annotated as single-pass membrane and coiled-coil domain-containing protein 4-like. Gene Ontology annotation, biological process: spliceosomal snRNP assembly. Bases 46 to 978 code for a protein of 310 amino acids. The transcript has 5 exons. Gene Ontology annotation, cellular component: nucleus; SMN complex. The record is from RefSeq and is a predicted model, not a curated record. NCBI's taxonomy places the organism in Eukaryota, Metazoa, Arthropoda, Insecta, Lepidoptera, Tortricidae.
CAGUAAAUUAAUUCUGUUUAUAAACAAACUAUAAUCGUCUCAGAAAUGGGUUCUGAGAACAGGCGUGUUAUUUAUAAAUCUAAUGACCAGAAAAAGAUAGAUCAUGACGAAUUAAUAACAAAGUGUUUUGAAAUUGGUUCAGAUGUGGAAAUGAAAGAAAUUCCCCUAACAGGUGAAGAAUAUCUUCUAAAAGUUAUGACUGAACGUGCUAACGUUGCUGCAGUUACUGUGUGUGAUAAAGACAUUACGCAGUUCGCUAAAAAUCAGUCACUAUUUUUCAAAGAGCCUCCUGGGGCAAAAAUCGCACCUGAUAAACUCAAAACCACUAUAGAAUGGCAAAAAAUUCAAAUGUCAGACUUUGCAAAAGUGCGGUCAUCUAUGUCUAAGAUAAAGGCUAACCUUUUAGAGAAAGGAAUUGGAAAAAAAAGAGUGAAACCAAUAGUAAUUCAUGACGAAUCACUUGAAGGUUGGAAAAUAUUUUUUGAAGACCAUGAUUCCACUGUUACAUGUAUGCUGGGUUUUAGCCCUGAACAGUUGCACUCAGGUUUAGAAGUGCUUGCAGAAAUGUUGAAGGAGGUUCCACCUGGAGACACUAUAGAUCAUAAAAUAGGUCAAUGGAUCUAUGCUUUCUUGGCAUGUUUAAGACACCCUCCACUUUCAGAAACCAUUAGUCUCUUGAGAGAUCUUGCCAGAACUUGUGCUGAAAUAAGGUCGAGUAUAGAAGAAGAAGAAGAAGAUUCGUAUAUGAAGGCAGCACCCAUGAACCUCUUUAUUUGCAUAGUUGCCAGAGCCAACAUGAGGAAGCUGAAAGGUGCAGUUAAAGAGACAGCUAAACAAAAACGUGAGAGGAAGCAAGAAUUCGCCAAAACAAGACAACAGUUGCACACAGUUGUUUUGCCUACAUUUGCAGUGAUCUUCAUUUUAAUCUGUAUAUAUGUUUACUUCAAGACCAGGCCUGCGUCCAUGCAAUAUGCCUAAUAAGUGGCAAUUUCUACUAUAUCCUGACAAUUUACGGUGUGUUCCCAUUUGUCCCCACCCUACGUGAC